Dacryopinax primogenitus is the source of this 1153-nucleotide messenger RNA. RefSeq lists its product as uncharacterized. The record is from RefSeq and is a predicted model, not a curated record. The coding region runs from base 257 to 1153 and encodes 298 amino acids. The transcript has a single exon. Lineage: Eukaryota; Fungi; Basidiomycota; Dacrymycetes; Dacrymycetales; Dacrymycetaceae.
UGAAGUCGAGGAGAAAGACAUCGCUUCCCUAGAGAACGACUUGCAGCGCUGGUCAACGUGCAGCUCGUUCAUACACAGCAUCAUGACUUCCGAUGCUAUUCUGGACAAACGCAGAAUGAACAAGAUGACUGGGUGAAGGUGGAGAACAUUGUCGCGGAAGACGCGGAAACAAGUGGAGUUCGAUGCCGUUGACACCAUAUAUCGCCUUGCGGAACAGCAUGGAGAACCACUUUUACCGCAACUCAGGGGUUUCUGUAUGCCAGACUACUAUCCUUCUUUCUGUUUGUUGGUAACGGCUUUACGGACCCCGACCCUCAAGAUACUUUCGGUAGUAAUGCGAGACGACCCUCCGAAUCCGGGAAUCGAAAGCUCCUUCCUCGCCGAGGUCGGCGUUGGAUGGACCCACAUUACAGAUAUUGUCAUACUCUCUCUUCUUCCCACAUAUGAUCAGCGAGAGGCUCUGCUACGAGCAUUGAAUACUUCUAUGCCGACGAUCCAGACCUUGGCUAUUGUUGGUCCGUUGGCAAUGCAUCCGAAGGUCAUCACCGGGUUGAGCAAGUUACCCUCGCUCCGUACUCUAUCACUGUGUCCCAUCGACAUUACGGAGAACAAGAAGCCCGGGAGUCUAUCUGUAGCAGAUCUACAAGAAGAACUCUACGGUCUAACCGAGCUUCCGACGGGCGACACGUCCCGCCCAACAGUCUUCCGUAGUUUGGAAAAAUUGAUCAUCUCGUCUGACCUCUCGAUGUGCAUUGCCGUGUUUUCGGCAGUGCGGUCUUGCAAUCGACUGGUAAAUCUAAACCUUUCUACAGACAUUGCCAAUAUGCACGAUCUGGCAGUUCUCAUCGACGCCAUUAGUCCCCUCCACCCCGACUCUUUCCGGUUGGAGCAUCUCAAGCUCAGUCUCACUGAAUCUGAUGGAUCUUUUGACAAUAUUCCGUUUUGGAGGGCAUUGAAUGGUCUCGAACGACUGGACCUGAGAAGUUUCACGUUGGACUGCAAGUGCGAGAGCGAUGACCGGUUAGAAGUAACCAACGACAGGGUCGAUCGCAUGAUAUCCAGUUUCUCCCGCUUGCAAGUCUUGGAUAUUCACACGUACAUGUCCGACAAGAAUGACAAGAAAACGCUCCAGAAAAUAUGCAGACGAUUUUGA